AUGCCAGUUCCGGGAUAUAUGGUGUUCCUAUUUGCAGCCGUUGCUGUGUCUGUAUUAUUGGGACACAAGCAAUUGGUUGCAUUCUACAAAAAAGCGUUACCUUGUCAGAAACCUCAAGCCAAGGAGAAAAGUGGAUAUGGGACUCUUGAUCAAGUGCCUGAACCCACACCUCUUAUGAUAACUCCAGAGCAGGUAAAAAACUACGAUGAUCGGCCCUGGAGGCCGUUCAGAUGGCCUUAUCACCAAACGAUGUCAAUUUUCAAGUUGGAUAUCAACCAUUGGCUCGACAUGGAUAAAUACUACUGGCACUAUAUUGAGGAAAAAAGAAGAAUAUGGUUCAAGUACGGAAAGGAAAAUAUCGAUUGUCUUCCAGAAGGAGAAGAUGCAAGCAUGGAACUCAUGGAGACCGUGGUGGAUCACCUCUUGAAGAGGUAUCCUCUUUUGUUCACUGUGUUAGAAGACAAGAAGGAGAACGGACGGGUGAUUAGAAACGAAUUGACCAAAGAAGUGUUGGAUAUGAGAUUACCUUUAAAGGAAUCACCACUUUUAUAUGUGACAAAGUUGGCCAAAGAAGACUUUUAUGUUGUCAAAAAGAACCCGGAGGACGGAAAGCACUACUUGGUGGCUGCUGCGGUUCCAUUUCCCGGUGGAUCUUUUGGUAUCGAUUCGAAAAUCGGCCAUCAUAUCGACACUAUUCACGAAGAUGUUCCCUACUACAAAGAAAAGUUGCAAAAGUCGAUGGAAAGAUGGUUUCAUAGAAUGAAGGUUGGUGAGCCAGUGGAAAGAGCGUCGUGGUAUAUUACGUGGGACCACAAGCUCAAGUUGAAUAAUGUGUACCAAUUGCCCAAGUACCAACCCAAUUUGGCGGCUGACUUGAAGUCCACCGAACCAAGACAAUUUAAUGUUCGAGUCGAAAGACAAACCCUUAGAAGGUUACCCAAGACCCAAGCAAUCAUCUUCACCAAUCACCCGGUUUUUUAUUCAAUUGAGGAGAUGAAAGAUGAACCACUUGUUCCCUCGCUCUUGAAGAAAAUCUUGUACGAAGGUCCUGAACAGAUUAUCAAGUACAAAAAUUUCGAGAGUUUCAGAGACCAUAUCAGUGGAUACCUCGAUGAGUUGAUCAAUCGUCAACUAGAGUUGGGAAUAAUUACUCCAGAAACUCCACUCAAGACUCUCCCCACAUAUCCAUUUGCGCACUUUGUGGAAACCGACUUUGACUAUGUCAAUGGCUGGACAAACCCCAGUCCCGCUUAUGACAAGAGCAAGAACUACUCCGAGGAGGCCAAGAAGGAACUUACACACCCCAACGAUUAG
Messenger RNA from Meyerozyma guilliermondii ATCC 6260, 1314 nucleotides. RefSeq lists its product as uncharacterized. The record is from RefSeq and is a predicted model, not a curated record. The coding region runs from base 1 to 1314 and encodes 437 amino acids. NCBI's taxonomy places the organism in Eukaryota, Fungi, Ascomycota, Pichiomycetes, Serinales, Debaryomycetaceae. The transcript has a single exon.